AUGCAAGGAGUUCGUCAAGGGUUGCACAUGGAUGAUUCGCAUCAGCCUUUGAGCGCGAAAGGGAACCUGGGAGGUUCAAUGGUACAACGACCACACAUAUGCUUGGCUACAUCGAUAUCAAGCGACCACCGACAGCUUGAUUAUCACGCGAUCUGUGUGAAAAUAUUUCCUCUGGUUCGAGCCAAUGCGGCGGUAUCGAUAAAGGUGUUGCAAGAAGCUACCAAAGCAACAUACGGGUUCAAGCCAACUUACAGGAAGACGUGGUUGGUAAAACAGAAGGUAGUAGCACAGAUAUACGGAGACUGGGAGGAGUCCUAUACCAAGCUACCUUGUUGGAUCCUUGGUGUGCAGUCUACCAUGGAGGGGACCGUUGCGUUGUUGAAGACGUCUCCGGUUCAAGUCGGUGAUGACGUUGACGACUCAACCGUGUACUUUCAUCAUCUUUUUUGGACGUUUCCUCCUUGUGUUGAAGCUUUCCGACAUUGCAAGUCAUUGGUCAGCAUAGACGGUAGUCAUCUGUAUGGCAAGUAUGGUGGGACUUUACUCCUAGCCAUCGCCCAAGAUGGGAACUCCAACAUCUUGCCUAUUGCUUUCAGUCUUGUGGAGGGGGAAAAUGUCGAGUCGUGGUCUUUCUUCCUGACUAACCUGCGCCAACAUGUGACUCCGCAACAGGGGAUAUUGGUCAUCUCGGAUAGGCACAACAGUAUCAAGGCUGCACUAGAGAACCCUAACAGUGGAUGGUUACCCCCUCAUGCGUAUCGAGCAUUUUGUAUUUGGCAUGUUACAGCUAACUUCGCACUCAGUUUCAAGGGCACGGAUGCAAAGCGUUUGCUUGUGAACAUUGCUUAUGUGAAGACUGAGGCAGAGUUUUAUUAG
Arachis stenosperma is the source of this 876-nucleotide messenger RNA. RefSeq lists its product as uncharacterized. The record is from RefSeq and is a predicted model, not a curated record. The coding region runs from base 1 to 876 and encodes 291 amino acids. The transcript has a single exon. NCBI's taxonomy places the organism in Eukaryota, Viridiplantae, Streptophyta, Magnoliopsida, Fabales, Fabaceae.